UAAAGCGAAUCAUUUCUGACGCCCGUCCUCGAGAAGCGGAAAGGGACCGACCGAUAGGCGCGUUUCCAUCGUCUUCUUGCGGCGGAAGCUUCACUACUGAAAUGGCAGGAAUUAGCCAGGACUGGGAGCCGGUGGUGAUCCGAAAGAAGGCGCCUACGGCCGCCGCUCGGAAGGAUGAAAAAGCUGUCAACGCAGCCCGCCGCGUCGGAGCUGAGAUCGAAACUGUUAAAAAGUUUAAUGCUGGAUCAAACAAGGCUGCUUCAAGUGGAACCUCGCUAAACACCAAGAAGCUUGAUGAAGACACAGAAAAUCUAGCGCAUGAAAAGGUUCCAACGGAGUUAAAGAAAGCUAUCAUGAAAGCUAGAAUGGAUAAGAAACUCACACAAUCUCAACUUGCUCAGAUAAUAAAUGAGAAACCCCAAGUAAUCCAGGAAUAUGAAUCAGGAAAAGCGAUUCCUAAUCAGCAGAUCAUUGCUAAACUGGAGAGAGCACUUGGCGCAAAGCUGCGAGGAAAGAAAUAAAGCAAUUGAAGGUACUAAAGAUGCUGGAAGGUUCCUUCAUUGCACUUUGGGCUCAAAUAGCUAUUGCACACAUAUAACUUCACAUUUUCUACCUUUCUUUCGGCCACCAGAACAUUCCGGAUAUAGUUUUGGAUCUAAAUAUGGAAAACAUGGUCACUUUGGUGCUUUAGCUUUCAUAGAUAAGAUAGUGAGUGGCAUUCCCUUAUUUGGCAAAAGUUAUGUGUUAUUAAUGGCUAUUAUAUAUUGUGUUUGGUCUUUGAUGGUGGUAAAGAAUUUUCUUCA
Molecule: messenger RNA, 803 nt
Organism: Andrographis paniculata
Lineage: Eukaryota; Viridiplantae; Streptophyta; Magnoliopsida; Lamiales; Acanthaceae
Product: multiprotein-bridging factor 1b
Exons: 4
Coding region: 102-521 (139 amino acids)
Cellular component (GO): nucleus
Molecular function (GO): DNA binding
Source: RefSeq, a predicted model, not a curated record